This is a messenger RNA of Drosophila takahashii, 630 nucleotides long. RefSeq names its product thioredoxin domain-containing protein 17 clot (gene cl). Gene Ontology annotation, molecular function: protein-disulfide reductase [NAD(P)H] activity. Gene Ontology annotation, cellular component: cytosol. Lineage: Eukaryota; Metazoa; Arthropoda; Insecta; Diptera; Drosophilidae. The record is from RefSeq and is a predicted model, not a curated record.
UUUUACGUCAAAAAGUCAGAAAACCUGAUAGAAUAGGCGAAGCCAUUCCCCUCCAGAAGCCAAUUACUCCAAAGUUCGCCAUCACGUCGCUCCCAACGUUUUUCGGUCGCAUUCUCAGACGCUACUACGCGGUCAAUACCAAUCCCAGCAAGAUCAUGGUCGUCACACACAACGUGAAGGGAUACGAGGAGUUCUCCAAGAAGAUGGAGGAACUGGAGAAUGGAAACGAGGCGGUCCAUGUCCUCUUCAGCGGCGGAAAGGACGAGAAUGGACAGAGCUGGUGUCCCUACUGCGUCAAGGCGGAGCCGGUGAUACACGAUGCGCUGAAAAAGGCCCCCGGCAACUCGCACUUUGUGCAUGUGGAUGUGGGCGAGCGGGCCUACUGGAAGGACUUGAACUGUCCAUUCCGCAAGGAUCCCAACACCCAUCUGAUUUUCUUGCCCACUUUGCUGCGCUGGAAGCAGCCUCAGCGGCUGGACGGCGAACGCUGCUCCAAUCAGGAUCUCGUCGAGAUGAUGUUCGAGGAUGAGGAUUAAGUCUGAGGGCCAGACUGUUAUAUUUUGGAACUUUACUCAAGUUGGAAUACACAGAAGUCUACAUACAUUCAAUUAAAACGUCCCUUAAUAAUUA